Molecule: messenger RNA, 2271 nt
Organism: Penaeus indicus
Lineage: Eukaryota; Metazoa; Arthropoda; Malacostraca; Decapoda; Penaeidae
Exons: 5
Coding region: 467-847 (126 amino acids)
Source: RefSeq, a predicted model, not a curated record
GUUAGUGUUGUUAGGUCGAAGCGUUCAGUGGUGUUCACACGGUUCUCCGCUGGUCACGUGAAUGAACAUCACAUUUGAUUUAGAGAAGAUCAAGACAAUCUUGACAUUUAUCUGAUUGAUUCGCAGAGUACAUUAUAUAAAGUUAUGUUUUGUUAGUGGAGUAAAUCGACACUAAAACGCGCGAGGAUAGAGUGGUCUACAAGUCCUUCGCUCCUUGACCGUCAGCUUACAAGAUGGAACGCCGGAAGUGGCUCAUCCUCUGUGGCACUUUCGGUGGCUGCGUCGUACUCGGCGUCAUCGUAUUUUUCGCCAUGUCAUACCUAGGACUCGUGUGAAGGAAAAAGACCUAAGGCGUAAAGUAAACAAAGCUGUGUGGCUGUGCGGUGAGUAGGAAGAAACAAACGCGCGAGGGCAGAGUGGUCGUCUACAGUUCCUCUGUUCCUCGACCGCCUCCUUGCAAGAUGGAAUGCCGCCAGUGUCUCAUCAUGAGUUUCACUCUCGUUGUCUACGUGGUAAUCGCCCUCGUCAUAUUUUUCUCCCUGUGAUAACUAGGAAUGAUGUGAAGGAAGACCUAAAGGUUUCGUGUUCAUGGAGGAGGCGCCCGAAGACGAGGACGACCCGCCCGGAGGGGAUGCGCGGCCGUCGAGUGUUUGCUUUGAUGCCCCGGUUUCUGAUUCAAGGCCUUAGUAUGGGAGAUGGGUGCAAAGAAGCAGCAAGCCAACACGCCCAUCGCUCUCUCUACCGUCACCUCCAUCGCCGUCGUGUUUGUGGUGUUCAUCUAGAUUUCGACUGGUCGAACCUAACAGGAAUCUAUUAUGCCUUCAUCCCUCUCGCAACUACUGGAUGAACAACAUCGGCGCAGUGCAAGGGGGAGGCCUUUGCGUAAACAUUUCCGAAGACACCCCCGUCUACCCCAGCGCCGCCCCUUCGCCGUCUGCAAAUCACACUUCCUUGAUAUGUGGCCUUAGGAUACGACCGGAGGCACGGAGGUCGUUCGUCAAGGAUCCUGAAUAUUCUCCUGACUGUUUUGGCCGAAAACGAAAACGUCCUUUGAAUCACAAAUCUAAACUGACUACGGUCGUAGCGACACGAAGCGGUGGCUUGUUCCACGCGAUCAAUUUUCGUGGCGAUAUAGGUGAUACAUGUUAAGUUCACUGCCUUUUCAUAACCACCAGGCUUCUUUUACAGUAUUAACUAUUCUGGAUCAAAGUAUCCUUGACACCCAAACACAGAGUCAUCAACACCCAGGAGAGCGAGAAGGCAACGAAACUAAUGCUAAACGAAAAUAUCACAAAACAAAACGGGGCAAAGAUUACGAAACCAAGAGAUCGAGGUCACGAGGUCGGAAUCAAAGGGAAAACGGUCAUGUGAGGAAAGGGGGAUCUCAAGGUACAUAUAACCAGGUAUCUCCACUUCCAUAGAACCUAUCGAACCCAAGAGUUAAAUUUACUUUUUUCCAAGAGUAUUCUGAUGGUUGUUAAUAGUAAGGAACCUUUAGUUUUCAUAAAUAUAAGAGGGGAAUUUUGGUCUUACUACUGGAAAGUAUAACAAUAUCGAGUAUACUAUACAAAUAUUUACAUAUCUAGUUAUAUACAGCAGCAGACUGUCAUUGGCUUAACAUACGAGUAGUGACGUCAUUGCCCCUGCCCCAUUGUUUGGCCCCAACAAUUUAUGCGAUAUUUUAGGGUAAGUGUUAUUUCAGUGCAUUUAUUAUGAAAAUGAUUCAGUAAUAAGAAUGUUUAAAAAAAUGAUCGAAAACGAAACCAAGAGGAAACAAAUAAAAAUACAUUGAAUAUUUGCAAUGGACAAUGGUGAUGAGGCAGGGCUUAGGUCGGAAGUUGCCAACUAGGAUUUUCAUCAAAAUGGAGUGUCAAUACCUGUGUAAUAAUACCUUAGGUGAUCAGUGUACAACACGGAAAAUUACCAUAAUCAGAAAUAAAGAGGAUCACGAGCAAGGGAUGAUGAAAGGGAAGUAGAAAUUAGGAAUGUUGGAGUGUUAUCCUAGGAUAUAGUUAGGACUACGAAGGUUAUUUGUAGCUAUAUAAAAAAAAACAACAACUUGAUCAGUAAAUUUUGCAUGAUAGUAAUGUAACGGAUAUAUCUUAAGUUCAUGAAAAUAAGUAGUUUGUAGGAAUGUUAUAAGAUUGACUACUUUCAAGGGACCAUACCAUGGCUUAAGUGCAUGCAUGUGAGGCAGUGACCAAACCAUUUAAUUAUGGAGUGUAAAAUUAACUUCUACAUUUCUGAUAAUUAAUUGUUUGGUCUGUCCAU